AUGACACGUUGUUUAAGUAUUGAUAUAGUAAAGGCGUUUAGUUGGGAUUCGUAUAUUACUUUAUCAGAGGAAAGUUUGUCUCAGAUUGAUUUUUGGCAGAAGCAUUUGGAAUGUAUAAAUGGUAAAGAUAUUUAUGAAUCACACAAAUGUACGAAAAUUGUAUAUUCUGAUGCAAGUAGUACUGGCUAUGCUGGGUAUAUUGUAACAACAGCAGAUGGUGUUUCUCAUGGUAUUUGGUCUGUAGAGGAAUCUGCUAAGUCCUCUACAUGGCGCGAACUUGUCGCAGUCUAUAGGGUUCUUAAAUCAAUGGUACAUUUGCUUGCAAAUCAGAGAGUAAAAUGGUUUACAGACAAUCAGGGCGUAGUUUCCAUAGUUUCUAAAGGUUCUAUGAAAUCAGAUCUUCAAUCAUUUGCAAUGGCUAUAUAUAAAAUUUGCAUGAUAAAUUCUGUUGUUUUGGAUAUCGAAUGGAUACCGCGUUAUGAAAAUGAGAAAGCUGAUUUCUUGUCUAGAAUUUUAGACUAUGAUGACUGGGGUAUUUCAUCAUCACUUGCGCUUGCUCUGCAAAAUGAAUAUGGUAUUUUUGAAGUAGAUUGGUUUGCUUCGGAGCAUAAUGCUAAAGUUUCUAAAUUUUACUCUCGUUUCUGGAAUCCUUCGUCUUAUGGCAUUGAUGCUUUCACAGCAUUUUGGGGUGAUAGUUUUGGCCUGUUUGUGCCACCAAUAAGUAUCAAUUACAGAGUCUUAAGAAAAAAGUCUGUUGAUAAGGCAAAGGGGUGUCACAAAGAUGAGAUAGAAGAGCUUCCGGAAGUCCUGGCGGGCAAAGUGGAACUACUCCCGGAUAUUCUCUUAUUGUCACGUGCACCUGGAACUAGUCGGAAGUAUGAGUAUGGAUUUAAUCGAUGGAGAAAGUGGGCUCUUAGUAACGGUUUGGGGAGUGGGGAUAUUUUACCUGCCAGUGCAUUUCCGGUUGCACUGUAUCUAACAUCUUUAAUUCAGUCUGCAAAUAGUGCAAGUCCAGUGAUUAGUGCUUAUUAUUCUUUAAAAUGGUUUCAUGAUAUUAAUGGUGUGCGUUCUCCAACCAGUUCUUCUUUAGUUACCAAUAUCCUUGAGGCAGCUAAAAGAAUUUUAGCAAAACAAACGGUUAAGAAAGAAGUUAUGACUGUAGACAUUCUUUCCGCUAUGUAUGAUAGGUUGUUUAAGCCUUACGAUUUAAAACAUCAGCGGAUAAUUUGUGCUAGUGUUUUGGGGUUUUCAGGUUUUUUACGAAGCGCUGAAUUGUUAAACAUUGUUGUUUCAGAUUUAGUAUUUUAUCCAACUUUUUUGGCACUUUUUAUUGAAACUAGUAAGACAGAUAAAUACAGAGAUGGUUCUUGGAUAUUGAUAGCUAGAACUGGUACCAAGUUAUGCCCAGUUGUUAAUCUUGAAAAAUAUAUAAGAUGGGCUAAUUUAGAUUCAAGUGAUUUUUUGUUUUGUAAUAUUAGUAAGACCAAAAAUGGAUUUAAGAAAAGGACAGUUAAUAAGCCAAUGUCAUAUACUAAUUUGAGAGAUGAAUUUAGAUUAGCUUUCAUGCCGCAUGUAAGUGACAUUUCUAAAUAUUGCCUGCAUUCGUUAAGGGCAGGUGGAGCUUCAGCGGCGGCAAAUAAUGGAAUUAAAGACAGGAUGUUUAAACGUCAUGGUCGCUGGACUAGCGAAAGUGCUAAAGACGGUUAUGUUAAGUAUAAUUUAAGAGAACGUUUGUCAGUGUCUUUAUCAUUAGGAUUGUGA
Ruditapes philippinarum (Manila clam) is the source of this 1761-nucleotide messenger RNA. RefSeq lists its product as uncharacterized. Gene Ontology annotation, molecular function: DNA binding. Lineage: Eukaryota; Metazoa; Mollusca; Bivalvia; Venerida; Veneridae. The transcript has 2 exons. Gene Ontology annotation, biological process: DNA recombination; DNA integration. The coding region runs from base 1 to 1761 and encodes 586 amino acids. The record is from RefSeq and is a predicted model, not a curated record.